This is a messenger RNA of Corylus avellana, 1023 nucleotides long. RefSeq lists its product as uncharacterized. NCBI's taxonomy places the organism in Eukaryota, Viridiplantae, Streptophyta, Magnoliopsida, Fagales, Betulaceae. Gene Ontology annotation, molecular function: DNA binding; DNA-binding transcription factor activity. Gene Ontology annotation, biological process: positive regulation of DNA-templated transcription. Gene Ontology annotation, cellular component: nucleus. The record is from RefSeq and is a predicted model, not a curated record.
AUGGAGGACACGAACAAAAAGAGUAGUGGCGUUGGCCUGGACGUGACACCAUGGCCUAAAAGUUCAAUCGAAGCGAUGCCUCCCUCCGCUGAUCUUCCUUUAGGCACUAGUACUUCUUCCUUUCAAGUCUGGAAAAGACCCUUCCUCCAUGGCGACAAUGGUUCUGGCAGCAGCAGCAGCCGGACGACCAAGAUUUAUUUCCGGCCACUUGAUCAACCCAACUCGCAGCCGGCGUCGACGGGUGGUGGUGUUAACAAAAAGACCCAGAACCCAUCUCCUAAUUCCUCCGAAGACGGCGAAAGUAACUCUAUCAAAGCUGAGACUGUGAGCAAUGUCAGGCCCAAAUGGUGUCGAAACAUAGAUCCAGACGAGGAUCCUAAAAAGCUCAAACGGAUUAUGUCAAACCGACUUUCUGCACAGAAAUCUAGAACGAAGAAGCUUCAGUACGUGACUGAGAUGGAAAGGAAGGUGAAAGCUUUAGAGGCUCAAAUAUCAGUACUAUCUCCUCAAGUUGCACUUUAUAAAAACCACCAACGUUUCUUACAACUGGAGCAAAAAAGUUUGAGCCAGCAGAUGUCGGCUUACACCAACAACAAAAUCCUCAGAGACGCCGAAAUUGAAGAGAAGAAAGCGGAAGUGAGCAGGCUGAGGCGACUUCAUUUGAGCCAACAGCAGCAGAUGCAGGCGCAGAAAAGAAUGCUUAGUUGGGAAACUGGGAAUCCAAACAUGAUGGGUUAUUUGAACUCAAAUCAAGCCCAGAUUAGUAGAGAGAACCCACCACAAGUGCAUAGGCCGAGCCAACUAAAUUUGACACAACAAGAAGCACAACAAAAGCAAGGACAGGCGUGGAUGCCAAGUUGGGAACUUGCACUAGGGCAGAUGGUGAACCCGAGCUUAAAUCAAUCUGGGCCGUCGACACAGCAGAAAGCAACGAACAUUAACUCAAACCAGGGUGGGAUAGACAAGAUGCAGAGCUACAACUCCUCGAACCCAGCUGAUACAGCUCCCAAUUGCUUCGUAUGA